GCCACGGCCGCCAUGGUUCGCUUCAAGAACAGGUACGUGCUGUGCGAGGUGGUCUCGGAGGACCCGCGGUGCCGGCAGUGCAUCGAGGACCGCGCGGUGGGCCUCGCCGUCAGGGACGCCGUCGGGCGGGUGCACGGGGACUACGGCCUGGCCUGCUGCUCCAUCUCCUUCACAGUGAAGUACCUGAACGCCUACACCGGGACCGUGCUCCUGCGGUGCCGCAAGGACUCCUACAGGCUGCUCUGCUCCGCGCUCCCCUUCGUGAGGCAGCUGGAGAGCCGGAACCAGCGGUACCCCUGCUCCCUCAACACCUUGCACGUCGGAGGUACUAUAAGAACAUGUCAGAAAUUUCUAAUUCAGUAUAAUAGAAGACAGCUGCUGAUGUUGUUGCAAAACUGUACAAAUGAAGAGGAAAGACGGUGUAUACAGAAGUCCUUGUUGAGCUGUUCCCUUACAGAAGAGCACUCUCAAAGUGGAGAUGAGGAAGACGAUGAUGGCCCAGAGACAGACUGAACGUUACUAGUUACUGUUCACCUCUGUCCUGUACUUGUGUAAUCAAGAUGUUACCAGUUAUCUUCAGAGUUAAGCAAAGCAGGGGACAGAAAAGGCAUCUGUUUGUAUUUAGACUUCAUUCCCCCAUUCUGAGUGUUCUUAAAUAAAUAAAUUUUUAAAAAUACAGUUUUACUUAAGUAGGUUACUUGCCUGUUUCACCCCAGGAGUCAAAACCACCUGCACUCCUAAGGAGUGUAGCAGCUCAAUGUGAUCUUCAUGCUGAGGUAGAAGUGAGCUUUAGGCAGUUGGCAUGGACAAGGAAUGUAGUUAUUCUCCUCGAGUACAGAAAAAGCAUUAACAUCUUACUGUUUUUUACCUUAUCUUCAAGUGCACCUGUUAUCCAUAGGGCUGUCCAUUGUUUUGAGUCACAAAAGCACCAGUUGUGUACACAGGAGCAGAGAUUACAGGGAACGCAAGGUAGAGCUGUAAGGCUCAACUCCAUCCGACCCAUUAUAAAACUCAUAGGUACAAGUACUGCUUAGAUAUUUAUUAAGUUUACACCGAUCAGUUACAGGAAAGUAGUGUGUUGCUGGUAUUAUCUCUUGAAUCCAUAGGAAAACAAGAUACAGCUUGAAGAUGCUGCCCUGGGGAGACUGCUCCUGCAGAAGGGACAGUCUUCCUUGCCCACAUCGCUUCCCUUACUUGUUCUAGUGCCUGCGAGAUGUGGAGGUGAGCUACACCAGCUCCAGCUAUUCUGUCUCUCUUCCCAAUGCAAAGAAAAGUUGACUAUAAAUGUGCAGAGAUAAUAGAACACAACAGAUACUGGUUAGACACCAAGUAGUUACUCCUGUUCCAUGGCUUAAAAUGACUAUUACAAUUCGGAAACAAUAGUACUGUGAACGCAGUUAGCUGCAUGCUUGAAUCUUUCUUAGUUGCUUUCUCUGCCCUCACCAAUAAUUUUCCAAUGUGCACAUAAAGCAAGAUGUGUUACCACUUUCAGGCAUCUUGGCUUAGUUUCUUUGCACUCUCUUGACAAGCUGUACUGUCUUUCCAUCAGGUGUAGUUAAUUGUGACCAAGCAUGAAGUCAAGCUGCUUUCAAAGAAUGUUUUGCAAGUGUUUCCUCCAUCCUCCUGCAGCAGUUGAAGUAUUCUUUACGUCCCCCCUCUCCCCCUUCUUUCUGGUUUACAGCCGCAUACAGAGCUUUGUGAAGUAUACUUGUUGGUACUAGCUUCCCACACGCACACGCUUAAGUGCCUCGAGGAAGCACUUGUAUAAUAUGGAGCCUAUUGCUUUGAAAUCAAGCAUCGAUGUAUUGACAUGAACUUUCUAAAUAGGGACACAACCAAUGGCUUUACCAGUGGUGUUAGAACACCUGACUCCAGAGGUCUCAAACACACGCUUCCUUGCUCAGAUGAGUCACAGUGUCGGAGGGAGAGAGCACAUCAACUUUUUAAAGCCUGUGCAAAUGCAGGCAGGCCACUGGUGCAGGCAGGGCUGAAGAUAACAGAAGGCACCCGUCAGUCUUGCACUGUAAGUUAGCGCCAGCUCCCCGGCAUGAAUUCUGUCAGUAGGAAGGUAAGAUUUGACUCUGUGCAACUAAGUGGUAUUGUGCUCCACGUUGAUAUGACAGUUCAGGUAUAGCUCAGGAAGUGUGCAGCACUGUAAGUGCGUGUGCGUAUGAUUUAUUGCAACUGUUGGCCUUGACUGGUACAUUACACCUAUAGUUCAUUUUAUUCAACAAAAUCCACACCACUUAAUUCAUUUGCUCAAAUCAAACCACAAGCAGUGCAGAAUGUGACCACCCAAAGAAAGAGCGGGGAGGGGUCCAGAAGAGGCAUGUUUAUAGCCUGAGGUGCUUAGUGCAGAUCAACUUACAUCCCAGAACCAAGCGGAUACAGGCCCUUAUCCCAGUACAAGAGACCCCAGUUUUUUGCUGGGGGAUAAAAGUUAUCUACAGACUCCAGCUAUCAGUUGUUCUUCCAAUUCAAGAGCAGCCAGUGUCAAAACAUCAUUCAGGUAGUUACCAAGAGCCCUAGGGUGGAGUGUUUAUUCUAGAUGAUCAGGUUACAAAGAAUGCGUAGCCCAUGGUUGGG
This is a messenger RNA of Aptenodytes forsteri (emperor penguin), 2586 nucleotides long. RefSeq names its product POP5 homolog, ribonuclease P/MRP subunit (gene POP5). The coding region runs from base 13 to 513 and encodes 166 amino acids. NCBI's taxonomy places the organism in Eukaryota, Metazoa, Chordata, Aves, Sphenisciformes, Spheniscidae. The record is from RefSeq and is a predicted model, not a curated record. Gene Ontology annotation, molecular function: ribonuclease P RNA binding. Gene Ontology annotation, biological process: tRNA 5'-leader removal. Gene Ontology annotation, cellular component: ribonuclease P complex. The transcript is spliced from 5 exons.